This is a messenger RNA of Oryza sativa Japonica Group (Japanese rice), 2141 nucleotides long. The record is from RefSeq and is a predicted model, not a curated record. NCBI's taxonomy places the organism in Eukaryota, Viridiplantae, Streptophyta, Magnoliopsida, Poales, Poaceae.
CUCCUCCCCUUAGCUUAACACACCACACACACCCACACUGGCAGCAGCUCAUACACAUAGCUAGCUCAGCUGAGACACACACACACACAGUGAGUAGUUCAGCUCAAAGCUAGCAUCAGCAGCAGAGCUAAUUAACAAACAUGGCGUCCGGGAGCAGCGGCGGCGGCUACGCGGACGAGAAGGGGCCGGGGGCGGCGACGAUGCAGGCGCUGGGGCUGCAGCAGCAGCACGGCGGCGGCGGAGAGGUGGAAGAGGAGUCGUCGGAGAUGGGGGAGAAGACGGCGGCGAGGACGCGGCUGUCGGGGCUGCUGUGGCACGGGGGGUCGGCGUACGACGCGUGGUUCAGCUGCGCGUCGAACCAGGUGGCGCAGGUGCUGCUGACGCUGCCCUACUCGUUCGCGCAGCUGGGCAUGGCCAGCGGCCUCCUCUUCCAGCUCUUCUACGGCCUCCUCGGCAGCUGGACCGCCUACCUCAUCAGCAUCCUCUACCUCGAGUACCGCACCCGCAAGGAGCGCGACAAGGUCGACUUCCGCAACCACGUCAUCCAGUGGUUUGAGGUGCUGGAUGGGCUACUGGGGAGGCACUGGAGGAAUGUGGGACUGGCCUUCAACUGCACGUUUUUGCUGUUCGGGUCGGUGAUCCAACUGAUCGGGUGUGCCAGCAACAUCUACUACAUCAACGACCAUCUGGACAAGCGGACAUGGACGUACAUCUUCGGCGCCUGCUGCGCCACCACCGUCUUCAUCCCGUCAUUCCACAACUACCGCAUUUGGUCCUUCCUCGGCCUCCUCAUGACCACCUACACCGCCUGGUACAUCGCCGUCGCCUCCCUCAUCCACGGACAGGUGGAGGGUGUGGCGCACUCUGGGCCCACAAGCAUCGUGCUCUACUUCACGGGGGCCACCAACAUCCUCUACACCUUCGGGGGCCACGCUGUCACCGUGGAGAUAAUGCACGCGAUGUGGCGGCCGCAGAAGUUCAAGGCGAUCUACCUGCUGGCGACGGUGUACGUGCUGACGCUGACGCUGCCGUCGGCGUCGGCGGCGUACUGGGCGUUCGGGGACGCGCUGCUGACGCACUCGAACGCGCUGGCGCUGCUGCCGCGGACGCCGUGGCGCGACGCCGCGGUGGUGCUCAUGCUCAUCCACCAGUUCAUCACCUUCGGCUUCGCCUGCACCCCGCUCUACUUCGUCUGGGAGAAGCUCGUCGGCCUCCACGGCUGCCCCUCCCUCUGCAAGCGCGCCGCCGCCCGCCUCCCCGUCGUCCUCCCCAUCUGGUUCCUCGCCAUCAUCUUCCCCUUCUUCGGCCCCAUCAACUCCGCCGUCGGCUCCCUCCUCGUCAGCUUCACCGUCUACAUCAUCCCCUCCCUCGCCUACAUGGUCACCUUCCGCUCCCCGCAAUCCCGCCAGAACGCGGUGGAGCGGCCGCCGAGGUUCGCCGGAGGAUGGACGGGGGCGUACGUGAUAAACUCGUUCGUGGUGGCGUGGGUGCUGGUGGUCGGCUUCGGCUUCGGCGGGUGGGCGAGCAUCACCAACUUCGUCCACCAGGUCGACACCUUCGGCCUCUUCGCCAAGUGCUACCAGUGCCCGCCUCACCCCGCCGCCGCCGCCCUCUCGCCGCCGGGUGCCAUCGCUCCGGCGCCGGCCUCGAUGCUGCCGCCGUUCAACUCCACCGCCGCCGGCAUCUUUGCCGCUCCGGUGCCGUCUCCUGCUCCGGCUCCGGCACCGAUGCAUUUCGUCCUUGGUCACCACCACCAUCACCGGCACCACCGCCACGGCCUCUAGCUAAUUAAUCGAGAUCAAUCAAGAUCAUGAUUAUCAGAGGUUGGGUUUGCAUUAUUGCACUAGUUUUUAGCGAGCUACUAGCUAGUUGAUCAUCACUGCAAGAUUGUUAAUUAGCGCUAGUAAUUAGUAAAAGUAAGCCUCUUUUCCUAAUCCUAUUGUAUGCUUUGCUUCUUUCUUCUUCUUCUGGUUACUGAGAGAGAGUGAGAGUGAGAAUGUUUGGUGGUGGGGUAUGCAUGUCAGAGACACGUUUCAAGUCUCUCGUCUUGUAAUGUGUCCUUUUUGUGUGGAGCUGCUUUUGAGAAAGAAAGAAGAGAGAUCAAAUUUAAAAAAAAAAUGGAAAAGGAAUGUUACUGCUGA